AGAGUCAGUUGUGUAAUUAUUAAAGAUAAGCUAAAAUAAUGGCAUUUCUGUGCUUCUCAUUUUUGUUAGUUGGGUUUCUAUCAAAAUCAUUUCUUGUGGAUGCUCAGCUCAAUGACCAAGCUACAUUGUUAGCCAUUAACAAAGAGCUGGGUGGUGUAGCAGAUUGGGGUGACAACAACACCGAAUACUGCAACUGGGAAGGCAUUCAUUGUGGUUUGAACCAUUCCUUUGUUGAAAGACUUGAUCUUUCUCGGCGUAUGCUUAGAGGUAAUGUUACUCUAAUCUCCAAUCUUAAAUCAUUGAAGCAGCUUGACCUUUCUUAUAAUAACUUAAACGGACCGAUUCCUUCAGCAUUGGGAAAUUUGUCAGACCUUGAAUAUCUUGAUUUGUCAUUAAAUAAGUUUGAAGGUUAUAUUCCAGUGGAGUUUGGUGGUCUUAGAAACCUUAGAUCAUUGAACUUGUCCAAUAACUUACUUAUAGGAGAGAUACCUGAAGAACUUCAAGGCCUAGAAAAGUUGCAGGACUUUCAUAUUUCUAGCAAUAGAUUGAGUGGUUCUAUUCCACAUUGGGUAGGCCGUUUGACCAAUUUGAGAGUUUUUACAGCCUAUGAGAACCAAUUAGGCGGUAAGAUUCCUGAUAAUCUAGGCUUGGUUUCUGAACUUAAAUUGCUGAACCUUCAUUCAAACCAGCUUGAUGGGCCAAUACCGAAGAGCAUUUUUGCCAUGGGGAAGCUGGAAGUUUUGGUUCUGACUCAGAACGGACUUACUGGUGAUCUUCCUGAAUCAAUUGGUAACUGCGGAGGCCUUUCUAGCAUUCGAAUUGGGAAUAACAAACUUGUUGGUGUGACUCCCAAGACAGUUGGAAAUGUUAGUAGCCUCACAUACUUUGAAGCAGAUAAUAACAAUCUGUCUGGUGAAAUUGCCUCAGAGUUUGCUCAGUGUACUAAUCUUACACUCCUAAAUUUAGCCUAUAAUGGAUUUACUGGGAUAAUUCCUUCUGAGAUCGGACAACUUAUGAAUCUACAAGAGUUGAUUCUUUCUGGAAACAGUCUGUUUGGAGAUAUUCCAAGAUCAAUUCUUGGGUGCAAGAAUCUUAACAAGCUCGAUUUAAGCAACAACAGGUUUAAUGGUACCAUACCAAAUGAAAUUUGCAAUAUGACAAGAUUGCAGUACUUGCUCUUGGGUCAGAAUUCAAUCAAAGGGGAAAUCCCUCAUGAGAUUGGAAAUUGUGUGAAACUGCUUGAAUUGCAGCUUGGGAGCAACUAUUUGACUGGAAGUAUUCCACCUGAUAUUGGUCGUAUUCGCAACUUGCAGAUAGCUUUAAAUUUGAGCUUCAAUCAUCUUCAUGGUCAACUGCCUGCAGAAUUAGGGAAACUGGACAAGUUGGUUUCUCUGGAUGUCUCCAGUAACCAGCUUACUGGUAAUAUUCCACCAGCAUUUAAGGGCAUGUUGAGCUUGAUUGAGGUUAAUUUCUCAAAUAAUCUGCUUUCUGGCCCUAUACCCACAUUUGUACCAUUCCAGAAGAGUCCAAAUUCAAGCUUCCAAGGAAACAAAGGGCUCUGUGGGGAUCCAUUGAGCUUCUCUUGUGCAAACUCUAUUGUUUCUGACCGGGCAAACUACCACCAUCGGGUAUCUUACAGGAUUAUACUAGCUGUUAUUGGUUCUGGUCUUGCAGUUUUUAUAUCAGUCACUGUAGUGGUUCUGCUCUUUAUGAUGAGGGAGAGACAAGAAAAGGCAGCAAAAAGUGCAGGCAUUGUAGAUGAAGGAACCAGUAGCCGACCAACAAUAAUAGCUGGGAAUGUGUUCGUUGAGAAUCUCAGGCAGGCUGUAGAUCUUGAUGCUGUAAUCAAAGCCACUUUAAAGGAUUCAAAUAAGAUCAACAAUGGGACUUUCAGCACUGUUUACAAGGCAGUUAUGCCUUCUGGAUUGGUUUUGUCAGUGAAGAGGCUGAAGUCCAUGGACAGAACCAUAAUUCAUCACCAGAACAAGAUGAUUAGGGAGCUCGAAAGACUAAGCAAGCUCUAUCAUGAUAAUCUUGUACGACCUAUUGGUUUUGUCAUCUAUGAAGAUGUUGCUCUUCUGUUGCAUCAAUAUUUACCCAAUGGAACACUAGCUCAACUUCUUCAUGAGUCCUCAAAGCAGUCAGAAUAUCAGCCUGACUGGCCCAGAAGACUAUCUAUUGCCAUUGGUGUAGCCGAAGGGUUGGCUUUCCUUCAUCAUGUUGCAGUUAUCCACCUUGAUAUCUCUUCUGGAAAUGUACUUUUAGAUGCAGACUUAAAGCCAUUGGUUGGGGAGAUAGAAAUAUCAAAGCUCUUAGAUCCAUCCAAAGGUACUGCAAGUAUCAGUGCUGUGGCCGGCUCCUUUGGGUAUAUUCCCCCAGAAUAUGCAUAUACAAUGCAAGUCACUGCACCAGGAAAUGUCUAUAGUUAUGGGGUUGUGCUGCUUGAGAUCCUCACCACUCGAUUACCAGUUGAUGAGGAUUUUGGUGAGGGAGUAGACUUGGUGAAAUGGGUUCAUGGUGCUCCAGCAAGAGGUGAAACCCCUGAGCAGAUACUUGAUGCAAGGCUUAGCACUGUUUCCUUUGGUUGGCGGAGAGAAAUGCUUGCAGCUUUGAAGGUGGCGUUACUCUGCACUGACAGCACACCUGCCAAGCGACCGAAAAUGAAGAAGGUAGUGGAAAUGCUUCAAGAGAUAAGGCAAAACUGAACAACAAUUAUUAUCUGGGAUCUCUGCAUUCUGAACCAUAUAGUUAGGUUCUGUUGGACGGGAAAUCCAUAUGGGGGCUUGGAUUUUCAUGUUCCACUCCAUUUUGAGAAAUUGUCUUAAAUAUUGGAGAGUGUUCUUGGAUUAAAGGUCUGCAUGGUUUGGGUUGGAAUCCUUAAUCAGUAAAAACAUUUUGUAAUCUAAGUCAGAAGCAGACUGGAUGGUUGGUAAUUGCGAGGAGGGGCUCAAUCCGAAAGAAUACCGUGUCAUACUGCAUAAGAUGCCUACAAUUGUAAUAUCAAAGUUUUUGAUUUUCAAACUUCUGUUAGAUAUGGUUUUCUUCUUUAAUGAAGUUUCGAUCGUACACUAAAAUAAUCAAAUCUAAUUUCCCCUUAA
Molecule: messenger RNA, 3098 nt
Organism: Theobroma umbraticum
Lineage: Eukaryota; Viridiplantae; Streptophyta; Magnoliopsida; Malvales; Malvaceae
Product: Leucine-rich repeat protein kinase family protein
Biological process (GO): protein phosphorylation
Molecular function (GO): protein kinase activity; receptor serine/threonine kinase binding; ATP binding
Source: RefSeq, a predicted model, not a curated record